This is a messenger RNA of Gigantopelta aegis, 1379 nucleotides long. RefSeq lists its product as uncharacterized. The record is from RefSeq and is a predicted model, not a curated record. The transcript is spliced from 6 exons. Lineage: Eukaryota; Metazoa; Mollusca; Gastropoda; Neomphalida; Peltospiridae. The coding region runs from base 62 to 652 and encodes 196 amino acids.
CCUUUUCUUAUAUUAAUUUACAUAUUUUCAGGGGGAGUCAACUCUACAUAUCUACAAUUUCAUGUUGGGACAUCCUGACUUGUCCGUGUUUGAUAUCAGUCCAUGUUACCCUGACGGAUCGAGAGAAAUGUACCUUCAGUUUGUUGUUCCAGGGAAAUACAGCGAAGACGUGAGUGGUCGCCGAUCUGAGUUCUACUCCGCGAUAAGGAAGGUCGUUGCAAAGGUUGCUGGGAUAUCUCUCGUCAGAGUUGGUUCUUUAAAUAUUCAACAGAGUCACAGUGACAACGGCAAACUGUUGGUGGUUCUCUCCAUGUUUGACAAAAUACCAGCCACAGUGAAAGUGAAGAAAGGUGUCAGUGAGAUCACUCUGGACCAGGCAUACAGCAGACUCAACAAGGCACUGAACCACAACGGUCUGGCUUUCAGCGUGCGAACCAAACCAAACAUAAAGUGGUACACCAUUCAGAAAGAGUCAUUCGGAAAAAUUGCAAAUCCAAAUGAGAAAAGCUCGGGAGAAUACAGCGCAGCCUCCAUGACAGGUCUUGGAAUUGGGAUGAUCCUGCUAGGGUGCGUCCUUGGAUUACUCAUCGCCUUCAUCAUCUACCGCCGCGUGAAUCCGCCCCUUUCCAUUCCCUACGAACGAAACCAAUAACUCCCCGAGUUUCUACCAGAAAACAUAAUUUGCGAGAACUCAGUAAAAACCAAAAAUCAGACAAUAAUUGGCACCUCUAAGGUGAUAAUGGGCUUGAAAUGUUUUGGAAUUGGACAUUGCAUUCCAUCAGGUCAGAUCAAUUCAGAUGGUUUCACGUGCACAUUCCAGGGCCCCGUUCCACGAAGCGAUCUUAGCCCUAAGUGCAUAGGGUAGCUAUGCGCCUAAGGUAAUCUUAGGGCUAAGAUCGCUUCGUAGAACAGGGCCCAGGGCCAUAGCAAGGAUUUUUUGUUUGUGUGUGGGGGGUGGGGGUGGGGGUGGGGGGCAACUGAGUAGUUAAUAGUCUAAAACUCCUUAAACGGUUAAGAAGAGAAUUUUCUUUAAGAUUCUAUAAAUUUUUUCCGGCCCUGUUGUAGUGCACACCUGUCACGGGCACAGGUGCAAGCCUUCGCCGGCUCCUCUGUCCAGGACAGGAAAAGUUGCAUUUCAUGUGCUUUGGCAAACUUAAAACAUCAGGGUUUGAAUUUACAAAGCCUGUUUAUGACUUACACACGUAUAACUACAUACAUUUAUAAUGGUUAAAGGCGUAGUCCCGGUUUCAACGCGUAAAAAUAGACACUAAGUUUAGUUAAAGAGACAUACCCUAGUUUCAGCCCAUGAAAAUUAACACUAAGUUUAGUUAAUCUACAAACCUGUAACACAUUUGGAUAAAGUUGCAAGUGAGUGAAAC